UUUGCCCGCCCUUCCCCUAAAUUACGGGUUUAAUUAAAAUUUUUACAAAUUAUAUAUAAAUAAUUUAUUUGAUUGCUCAAAUGUCGCAGGAUAAAAAUUCAGGAAGCCGUAGAGGAACAAUAGAGAAUGAUAAUAGCAGGAAUGACCAAGAGAAGGAUCACAGUGGAGAGCACAUUGAGGAAGAAGUAGUUGAAACGUCAUCAUCGGAGAACGAAGAUAAUGAUGAGACUACAUUUUCACAGCGGUCUCAGCGUAAUGAAGGAACGGAGAUUAUUAUGCGGACAUUAUUGAAACUGCGGAAGGAAAUUAAGGAUGUAAGAGAAACUCAAGUCAAUAUGAUGAAUGCACAAAUGAAUCAAGGUGUACAAAACGAAAAUCGUAACGAUCAAGUUGAAAUCGGGCAUCAAGGUUCUCAAGUAUUCGUAACUCGCGCGCAAUGGGAUACGGCCGACUCAAGAGAAACUUUUGAGAAAAUGGGCGUUUCUCUAGUAAGCUGUUUAUUUGCAACAGAAGAGUUAUUAGCUAGCAAUCUAAGAGGUGGAAAAAGCAAAAUUAAUAAAAAUUCACCACAGAAACCUGCGUUGAAUCAAGUUAUUAUUUCUGCUAUUCAAGAAGCUGUUAAAAAUAAAUUCCCAGCGACUUUUAAGAAAUCUCUUUUUGGUAUGGCGAUAAAUAAUCAUAUAACUGCUCUACGACGUCAAAACAAUGUACCUGUCGAACCAGAUGCACCUCAAGAACUACUUAUGAACGCAGAACAAUAA
Molecule: messenger RNA, 761 nt
Organism: Cotesia congregata
Lineage: Eukaryota; Metazoa; Arthropoda; Insecta; Hymenoptera; Braconidae
Source: the annotation of a GenBank genome assembly